Messenger RNA from Funneliformis geosporum, 1131 nucleotides. The record is from the annotation of a GenBank genome assembly. Lineage: Eukaryota; Fungi; Glomeromycota; Glomeromycetes; Glomerales; Glomeraceae.
AUGAAAGAAGAAAUGAUUCACUUAAGGGCCAGAAAAUGCUUAGAACCUGGAUGUACUACACGUGCAGUUUUUAAUGUUGUCAAAAAGGCGCUCUUCGCUGUAGAGGGAUCAUUAAGAACUUUCUGUGGUCAACAUAAGCAGGAUGACAUGAUUAACGUUGCAAGCAGAAAAUGCGCACACUCAGAUUGUUAUACUCGUCCUUAUUUUAAUGUCCCAGGAAAAACACAAGGCCAAUAUUGCGCUAGACACAAAACAGCUGGCAUGGUUAACGUAGUAAAUCGGCGGUGUGAAAAAGCUUGUUGUAUGACCAUACCGACUUUUAAUAUUUUGGGAGAAAAAAGGGCACGUUUUUGUGAAGCCCACCGAAAUCCUGGAAUGGUUAACGUUAUUGGCCCAAAGUGUAAUAAUGUUAAUUGCCAAAAAAGAGCACUAUACGGAAUACCUGGUUAUAAAAUGUCACGUUGCUUCAUACAUAAAGACAAAGGUAUGAUAUCACAUUCUUCACGUUUAUGCAUGAUCUCAGACUGUAAAAAGCUUGCUACUCACGGACUUUCUAACCCAACUAGGUGCGAAAAACACUUCACAGAUAAUAUGGUUGAUUUAGUCCAAAAAAUAUGUUCUAAUUGUGGAUUGCUUGAUAUCCUUUUGCAAGAUCAGAAGUGCGCUGAAUGUAGCACUUAUGCUGAAGCAAAAACAAGAGUACGUUUGUCAAAGCAACUUCGAGUGAAAUAUAUUUUAGACGAAAACAAUAUUCUAUAUGAAGCAUACGAUUCUAUUGUGGGAGAUGGAGUGUGUUCAAAAAAGCGUCCUGACUUUGUCAUUGAUGCAGACACACAUAAAGUUGUACUGGAAGUAGAUGAGUAUCAACACAAGAAAGGGGAAUAUAACUGUGAGGUAAAAAGGAUGUGGGACAUUGUGCAAGCACUUGGUAUCCCUACUCUCUUUAUUCGUUAUAAUCCUGAUAGUUACAUGUUUAACGGAAUUACAAAGGAUAGUAAUGAUAGAGAGAGAAAACAAGAAUUGUUAAUGUGCUUGAGCGAUGCAAUAAAAUCGCCACCUGCUGAAGAAUCACAAUUCCUUCGAGUUGUCUACCUUUCUAUGAUGGAUACGAUAGCACUAAGUACAAGAUAA